CUAACAAGCAGUAAUCUCCAACUCCAUCCCCUCCACCUCACACGCCUUCACCGCCCUACACACCGACUCCGAACACCCAGCCGCCCCAUUACACGGAUCCGGACACACGACCCCGGGACACGACCCCGGCCGACCGGGCCACUUAUCCGCCGCCGCGAGCCUGAACUGCGGAAACUGCGUGUUCGUGGCCACGUCGCUGACGUCGUAGUAGAUGAUGCCUUCGGCGACGGUGUAGUCGAAGUUGAUGGGGUGGUUGAAGUUGAAGUUGUUGGGGUCGGAGGUGGAGCUGGUGAAUUUGAUGACGUUGCCGGGGUGGGCGUCGUCGAGGGUGAGGGUGGUGUUGGCAUUGGUCUCGAUGGGGAUGGGGUCGGCGGGGGAGGAUUGGGAGGCGGGGGAGUCGGGGCGGAGGGCGAUUUUGUGGGGGCAGUUGUUUUGGAUGGAGAGGGUGGUGGCGUGGGAGAGGGGGAGGAGGAGGGUGAGGAGGGUUGUGGGGAGGAGGGAGUGCAUUUUGGGUUGGUGGUGGGUUGAUGUUGGU
This is a messenger RNA of Pseudovirgaria hyperparasitica, 535 nucleotides long. RefSeq lists its product as uncharacterized. The record is from RefSeq and is a predicted model, not a curated record. The transcript has a single exon. Lineage: Eukaryota; Fungi; Ascomycota; Dothideomycetes; Acrospermales; Acrospermaceae. The annotation marks the transcript as partial.